Molecule: messenger RNA, 3554 nt
Organism: Staurois parvus
Lineage: Eukaryota; Metazoa; Chordata; Amphibia; Anura; Ranidae
Source: the annotation of a GenBank genome assembly
AUGCAGAAGAAAAGAUUAUUACCCGGCAGAGCUUCUUUGGUCCUUAUUUUAUGCCAAGUACUUACAGCACUAGAAGUGCCACUUGAUCCACAACUUCUAGAGCAAUUACCACAGCCUCCAACUAUAACUCAUCAGUCACCAAAAAAUUACAUUGUGGAUCCAAGAGAGAAUAUUGUGAUUCAGUGUGAAGCCAAAGGAAAGCCCCCACCAAGCUUUUCUUGGACUCGCAAUGGCACCCUUUUUGACACAGAAAAAGAUCCAUUAGUAACAAUGAAACCAAACUCAGGAACCCUUGAAAUAAAUAUAUUAAAUGGUGGAAAAGCAGAAGCUUAUGAAGGGGAAUACCAAUGCACUGCCAAAAAUGACCGUGGAACAGCUGUAUCAAACAAUAUUGUUGUUCGUCAGUCCAACAUCUUUAUAAUCCUCAAAGCCAUCUUGUUAGAAGGAUCCCCUCUCUGGACAAAAGAGAAAAUUGAACCAAUUGUGAUGCAACAGGGUAUGCCCCUGGUUUUACCAUGCAAACCCCCAAGAGGUUUACCACCCCCUGUUGUAUUCUGGAUGGAUAACUUUUUCCAGCGACUACCUCAGAAUGGAAGGGUUUCACAAGGUCUGAAUGGUGAUCUUUAUUUUUCCAAUGUUCAGCCAGAGGAUUCACGGGAUUUUUACAUCUGCUAUGCAAGAUUUAACCUAACUCAGACUAUCCACCAGAAGCAACCUAUUUCUUUAAAGGUUUUGGCAAACAGCCCUGCAGAUAACAGAAGUCCAUCACUUUUGGUUCCUUCUGGCCAAACAAGUAACAGAACUGUGCUCAGGGGAGAAGUGCUGCUGCUGGAAUGUAUUUCUGAAGGACUACCUACACCAGAAAUUCGUUGGAAUAAAGAAGGAGCCGAAUUGCCCAGCGACAGAGUGUUCUACGAAAACUUUAAUAAAACUUUGAAGAUAGUAGAUGUGUCAGAAGCUGAUGCUGGAAAGUACAGAUGUACGGCUCACAAUAUUAGGGGCUCAGGUCACCAUAUCAUAACAGUAAUUGUCAAAGCUGCACCUUACUGGAUCACUGAACCUAGGAAUCUUGUAUUGUCUCCAGGAGAAGAUGGCACAUUGCUUUGUAGAGCUAAUGGAAAUCCUCCUCCCGCUAUUACAUGGCUAAUAAACGGAGUGGCAAUUGAUUUGGCUCCUCAUGAUCCAAGCAGAAGAGUAGAAGGUGAUACAGUGAUGUUUACAAAGGUGCAAGAACGAGCUAGCGCAGUCUACCAGUGUAAUGUUUCUAAUAUAUAUGGCUACCAGUUGGCAAAUGCAUUUGUAAAUGUUCUAGCUGAGAAGCCGCGGAUCCUUUCAUCACAGAAGGUUUAUCAAGUCAUUGCUAAUAAAGCUGCCUUUCUUGACUGCCCCUUUUUUGGGUCACCUAUUCCUCAUAUAGAAUGGUUCAAAGGCAUGCAAGCCAGUGUUCUGUAUGGUAACGGGUAUAUUUUCCAUGAUAAUGGGACACUAGAAGUGCCUGUUGCCCAGAAAGACAGCAGUGGGACCUACACAUGUGUAGCCAGAAAUAAAUUAGGAACAGACCAAAAACUGUCGAGCUUGAAGUCAAAGAUCCAACAAUGAUUAUCUCUCAGCCAGAAUACAAAGUGAUUCAGAGAUAUGGUAGUGCAUUCUUUGAAUGCAAAGUUAAGCACGAUCCUACUCUAGUAGCAGAAGUGCUGUGGCUGAAAGACAACAGUGACCUGCCCAUUGAUGAAAGAUUCCUUAUUGAAAAGGAGCGUCUGACUAUCAAGAACAUAACAGACAAGGAUAAAGGCACUUACACUUGUGUAGUAAACACUACCUUGGACAGCGCCUCAGCCAGUGCAGUGCUCACAGUUGUUGAAGCUACUCUGCCACCACCUGUAAAGAACGAUCGGCCAGAGGCACCUUCUGAUUUGGAAUUGACUGAUCCUCUUGAAAGGAGUGUGCAGCUCUCAUGGGUGCUAGGAGAUGAUAAUAACAGUCCUAUUACCGAAUUUAUCAUUGAAUAUGAAGAUGGCAUGCGUGAACCAGGCAUCUGGCACCUCCAGACCAUAGUUAGUGGUACACAGACUACAGCAUCUCUGACUCUUUCUCCAUAUGUUAACUACUCCUUCCGAGUUAUUGCUGUUAAUGAAAUUGGCAGAAGUGACCCCAGUGUAUCUUCUGAACGCUAUAUGACAAAGGCAGCAGAGCCUGAUACAAACCCUUCUGGUAUUAAAGGAGUCGGUACAGAGCCAGAUAAUUUGGUAAUCACAUGGAAUCCUUUAGGAGGUUUUGACUCCAAUGGACCUGGUCUGCAGUACAAAGUCAGCUGGAGACAGAAAGAUUUUGAUGAAGAAUGGACAUCUGUCACAGUUGCAAAUGUUUCCAAAUACAUAGUGUCUGGCACACCUACCUUUGUUCCUUAUGAAAUAAAGGUUCAAGCAUUAAAUGACCUUGGCUAUGCCCCUGAGCCAGCUGUUGUAAUAGGACAUUCUGGAGAAGAUCUUCCCAUGGUUGCUCCUGGUAAUGUUGAAGUAGAAGUUAUUAAUGCCACUUUAGCAAAAGUUCAAUGGGACUCAGUUCCUCUGACAUCAGUCAGGGGUCACUUGCAGGGAUACCGGGUAUACUACUGGAAAGCACUAAACCGAACAAACAGAAAUAGAAGACAUAUUGAAAAAUGGAUGCUAACAUUUGCUGGAAACAGGACCCAUGGGAUGCUUCCUGGAUUACAGCCUGACACCAACUACAUCCUUAAUGUGAGAGUUGUCAAUGGAAAAGGGGAAGGCCCAUCCAGCAAGGAUAAAUACUUUGAGACACCUGAAGGAGUUCCUAGUAUGGCAGUUUUACAAAUUCAUCAUCGAACUUCUGAUUCACUGACUUUGACGUGGAGUCCACCGCUCCAUCCAAAUGGAGUCCUGACACAAUACACUCUGAAGUAUCAGUCAAUAAAUGCUACACAUGAACUAGGCCCACCAGUUGAAAUUAUAAUACCAGCAAAUGAAUCAAGUUAUAUUCUUAAAAAUUUAAACCAGAACACGAGGUACAAGUUUUACUUUUAUGCACACACUGCUGUGGGACCUGGGAUCCAAAGUACACAAGAAGCAAUAACUGCUAUGGAUGAAGUCAUGGCAAGUCGGCAUGUUGACAUUGCAACACAGGGAUGGUUUAUUGGCCUCAUGUGUGCGGUAGCUCUCCUGAUAUUAGUUUUAUUGAUUGUUUGUUUCAUCCGGAGAAACAAAGGAGGAAAGUACCCAGUUAAAGAAAAAGAAGAUGCUCAUGCAGAUCCUGAAAUCCAGCCUAUGAAAGAAGAUGAUGGAACAUUCGGUGAAUACAGCGAUGCUGAAGACCACAAACCUCUUAAAAAAGGAAGCCGAACUCCCUCAGAUAGAACGGUGAAAAAAGAAGACAGUGAUGACAGUUUAGUUGACUAUGGGGAAGGAGUAAAUGGCCAGUUUAAUGAAGAUGGUUCCUUUAUAGGACAAUACAGUGGUAAAAAAGAAAAAGAGCCCGUAGAAGGCAAUGAAAGUUCAGAAGCUCCAUCUCCGGUGAAUGCUAUGAACUCCUUUGUGUAG